Odobenus rosmarus divergens (Pacific walrus) is the source of this 792-nucleotide messenger RNA. It is a transcript of the gene NKX6-3, whose product is annotated as NK6 homeobox 3. Gene Ontology annotation, cellular component: nucleus. NCBI's taxonomy places the organism in Eukaryota, Metazoa, Chordata, Mammalia, Carnivora, Odobenidae. The transcript is spliced from 3 exons. Gene Ontology annotation, molecular function: DNA-binding transcription factor activity, RNA polymerase II-specific; RNA polymerase II cis-regulatory region sequence-specific DNA binding. Bases 1 to 792 code for a protein of 263 amino acids. The record is from RefSeq and is a predicted model, not a curated record. Gene Ontology annotation, biological process: cell differentiation; regulation of transcription by RNA polymerase II.
AUGGAGUCCAACCUGCAGGGGACGUUCCUGCUGAACAACACGCCACUGGCUCAGUUCUCGGAGAUGAAGGCCCCCGUGUGCCAGUACUCGGUGCAGAACUCCUUCUACAAGCUCAGCCCUCCGGGGCUGGGCCCCCAGCUGGCUGCCGGGACCCCCCACGGGAUCACAGACAUCCUGAGCAGGCCCGUGGCCACGCCGAACAGCAGCAUCCUCUCCAGCUACCCCCACGUGGCAGGCUUUGGUGGACUCGGCUCCCAGGGGGUCUACUAUGGAACCCAGGUGGGGAAUUUUCCCAAGGCUGGCAAUGAGUACCCGCCCCGGACCCGGAACUGCUGGGCGGACACGGGCCAGGACUGGCGAGGCGGGCGGCAAUGCGGCAACACCCCGGAUCCCCUGAGCGACAGCAUCCACAAGAAAAAGCACACCCGGCCCACCUUCACGGGACACCAGAUCUUUGCCCUGGAGAAGACCUUUGAGCAGACCAAGUACUUGGCUGGCCCUGAGAGGGCACGGCUGGCAUACUCGCUGGGGAUGACCGAGUCACAGGUCAAGGUGUGGUUCCAGAACCGAAGGACCAAGUGGCGAAAGAAGAGCGCCCUAGAGCCGUCGUCCUCCACGCCCCGGGCCUCGGGCGGCGCGGGCGCGGGCGCGGAGCGCGCGGCCUCGGAGAACGAGGACGACGAGUACAACAAGCCGCUGGACCCCGACUCGGACGACGAGAAGAUCCGGCUGCUACUCCGCAAGCACCGCGCCGCCUUCUCGGUGCUCAGCCUGGGCGCGCACAGCCUCUGA